UUUCCCCCACUUUUGGUAAUAACUCACACCCACCCACCCACCACUUUUCUCUAUCAAACACUCAAAGCUGCUUUUGAAGAACCCACACCACACCUUUCCUCUUAACCCUUUUUUGUACACCCUUCUUCUUCUUCUUCUUCUUCUACCACUUCUGUCUCUCACUUUGAUUCUCUUUGAGCUUGCCAAAAAAGAAAAAAAAAAAAAAGGAAAAAAAAUAAGAAGAUGAAGGAAGAAGCUAAUGAACCCUUCAAAUUUGUAGAGAUGGCCCUUAGGAUUUGUGUAGUCCCACUCACUGUGGCCUCAAUACUAGUAAUGGCUACAAAUAAGCAGGAGAGUGAUACAUAUGGGAAGGUGGAGUACAACAAUCUAACAGGCUUCAAGUACCUGGUGUGCAUCUCUGCUAUUUCUGCUGGCUAUGCUCUUGCUUCCACUCUCUCCUCCUUCCUCAGAUUCUUCUGUAAAGAAUGGGUCUUGUUUCUCUUAGACCAGGUGGUAGCAUAUUUGAUGGUGACAUCAGGGUCUGCAGUGGCUGAGGUAGUCUAUCUAGCAGAGGAGGGAGAUAGAGAGGCUUCAUGGAGUGAGGUGUGUUCUUACUAUGGGAAGUUCUGCUACAAGACCAAGGUCUCACUGGCACUGCACUUCAUGGCUUUGGUGGGUUUCAUUGCUUUGUCUCUCAUCUCAGCUUAUAGGUUGUUCAGCAAGUUUGAUGCCCCUGCAGUGGCCUCCACUGAAGUUGGGGAGGAAGGGAAGUAGAGCUUUUCUAUGGUUGGUUGAUUGAUUGUAGAACUUCUUGUGAUGGUGGUGGUUGGAUAUGUAUGGUAUACAAAAGCAUCUUCAGAAUCUUUAAACUGUGAUGCAUUCUCUUGCUUUGCUGAAGAACUGCAUAUUUAAGUUACAGAUCAUGUCUAUAGAUUUAACUUCAAGUUUAACA
Messenger RNA from Ananas comosus (pineapple), 931 nucleotides. RefSeq names its product CASP-like protein 2D1. The transcript has 3 exons. Bases 223 to 753 code for a protein of 176 amino acids. The record is from RefSeq and is a predicted model, not a curated record. NCBI's taxonomy places the organism in Eukaryota, Viridiplantae, Streptophyta, Magnoliopsida, Poales, Bromeliaceae.